AUGUUGGAUAAACUGUGGUCAUUCCUCCUGUGUGUGUAUGGUUUGGUGCAUCAGGCGCUCGUUCCUUGUCCCGCUCCUGACCUGUUGCCUGCCAACAGUCUCAACACUCAACAGUAUCUGGGGAAAUGGUACUUUAUAGCAGCAGUUGGUUUUAGAGACGCUGACAUCCACAUGUUCAGAGGGAUGGACAGCUCUGUGUUUAGCGUGGAGGAGACCUCAGUCAAAGACACACUGCAGAUGACCGCUGACAUGCGUGUAGGAGAUUUGUGCUUAAAACAGACAUGGACCUAUUACGUACGUCCAGAGAGAGAUGACUUGGAAGUGGAAGGAAGGCCGACGAGGCGGACGCUGAUCUGGAGCGGCAAGUGGGUCGGCUGCCCACAAUGCAUCAUUCUCCAGGAAAUAGAGCCCCCACGCAGUGAGACAGAGGCAGUGGACUCCCUCAGCAGACACUUGCUCUAUGCUCGUCAGAGUGAUGUGGACCCCACGGUGGUGGCAGCAUUUCAGGAAAAUUCAGCUUGUAAUAAUUUGACAGCAUUUGUCAAACUACCUCAAACAAAAGAGUUAUGCCAUUAG
Molecule: messenger RNA, 576 nt
Organism: Myripristis murdjan (pinecone soldierfish)
Lineage: Eukaryota; Metazoa; Chordata; Actinopteri; Holocentriformes; Holocentridae
Gene: apom
Product: apolipoprotein M
Exons: 6
Coding region: 1-576 (191 amino acids)
Biological process (GO): high-density lipoprotein particle clearance; cholesterol efflux; high-density lipoprotein particle assembly
Cellular component (GO): low-density lipoprotein particle; high-density lipoprotein particle; very-low-density lipoprotein particle
Molecular function (GO): lipid carrier activity; phospholipid binding
Source: RefSeq, a predicted model, not a curated record